Tricharina praecox is the source of this 1313-nucleotide messenger RNA. Its product is annotated as pyridoxamine 5'-phosphate oxidase-domain-containing protein. The transcript has 3 exons. Gene Ontology annotation, molecular function: FMN binding. The coding region runs from base 356 to 1096 and encodes 246 amino acids. Lineage: Eukaryota; Fungi; Ascomycota; Pezizomycetes; Pezizales; Pyronemataceae. The record is from RefSeq and is a predicted model, not a curated record.
CCUGCAGCUUGGUGUCACCACGGCGGCCUCUGAUCUGCCUGCCGCCCCACACCGUCCGACCCCGCCACAUACCGUCCGACCCCGCCAUUUCGGGCGCCGGUAGCGGAUGUGUUUAGAAAGCGCAGCCGUGAUCAACAACACCACUAUCUUGCUAGUCAGAGGGCUAGUCCCUAAAAUCGGAUUGAAAAUCGUGUGAUGCGGCGCGGCCGUGGUAAAUGGCGUGUUCCUGUCGAUCAGCCCAGUUAUCAUACGCGAGACGACGCUGCAGGAAAAACAGCCCACAUCAACAUCAGUAGAUUCCAAAUAUUCGCGCCCAUAAAAGAAAACAUUUCCAAAUACGCCCUCAUCCAUAAUCAUGAAGGCCUACAUCGGACUCCUCCCUCUGGCAAUACAAACCUUUUUCUCCAGCAAUAUAACCACAUCAACAAGAAUGACCAUCCAACACCCCCCCAACCCCGCCUGGAAGGCCCCCUUCGCCGCCGCCAUCUCCUCCCAGCCCGUAACCUUCUUCCAACUCGCGACCGUUUCGGAAUCGCUCGUGCCGCGGUGCCGCACACUAACCUACGCCGGCUUCUUCGGCGAGACGCCCUACGCGGGCGCCAGCGGCAUCCCGGCCAGCGAGCAAAACCCGUCCGGCGCCGAAUCCGACGUACUCCUGGUCGCCUCCGACGCCCGGUCCUCGAAGUUCGCACAGCUGCAAGUAUCGUCGUCCGUCGAGGCGGUGUUCUUCAUCGCGGCACAGUGGACACAGUUCCGAGUGCGCGGGUCCGCAUACCCGAUCAGCUUCGGCGCACGAUGCGGAGAGCUCGAGCGCCGGGGCCGCGAGCAUGUCGAGGCGCAUAUGGCCCGUCCCGACGGAUGGGACUGGGACAAAGAGAUCCGAAAGGUGUGGGAACGCCAGGAUGAGAAGAUGAUGAAGUCAAAGUUCCCCGCGACGACCGAUGAGACCCCCGUGCCAGACGACUUCCGCCUGCUGGUAAUCGUGCCGGACGAGAUACUGCACUUGCCGCCUGGAGGCGGCCCGGCGACCACGUGGACGGCCGAAGCGAAGAAUGGAACCGCCGAGUGGAUUAAGGGCGAGGCAGCUGAACACUAACUAACUAAGGCACUCACUCGGCGAUUGGUGUCGAUUGGUGUCGUCUCUCAUCUCUCAUCUCUCAUCUCUGUCGUUCUAUUGUUUUUGCACUUAUGGGUUUCUUUUUCUUUUUUUCGAACGGAUCACAAGCUGUUUUUUUUCUCUCUUCUCAUGUCAUUCGGAUGUAUGUAUAUACGAGUUUAUGUAGAACGUUUAUGCCGCUCUAUGAAUCCAAGAC